This is a messenger RNA of Cyclocybe aegerita, 600 nucleotides long. The record is from the annotation of a GenBank genome assembly. Lineage: Eukaryota; Fungi; Basidiomycota; Agaricomycetes; Agaricales; Hemipholiotaceae.
AUGGUCCGAAUCGCUCUUCCCACUCUCGCUGUCACCCUCCUUGUCAUUCCGGCGCUCGCCCAGCUCUCUGAUGUCUCCGAGCGGGAUGUCCUUGAGAACGACCUGUACAGCCGUAUUUUCGAUGACGGAGAUGAUAUUGUUGUCACGAGAGAGGACCUCGAUGCUCUCUUCGGCCGUGAAUUCGUCGACGACAUGGAGGCGCGAGACCCCUUCCUGGGUCUCCUCUUCAAAGGAAUCAAGGCUGCGGUGAAGAUUGGAAAGGGAAUACAUAAGGCACAUUCGGCGAAGGAGCACCACAAAAACCACCGCAAGCGGGAGUUGGAGAUCGACGACGUGUCAACCCGCGAGCUCGUCGGCGAUGACCUCGAAGAGCGCGAACCGUUCCUUGGCCUCCUGUUCAAAGGCAUCAAGGCGGCCGUGAAGAUCGGCAAAGGAGCACACAAAGCGCACCAGGCAAAGGAGAACCACAAGAACAGGCACAAACGUGAGCUCGACUUCAUCGAUGAUGAUGUCUUCGAACGCGGCUUCGAUGACGAGGAUUUCUUCGAGCGGGAGUUUGGCGACAUGGAGGAGCGGGACUAUUAUGAUGAGCUUGAUUAA